UUAUCGCCGGCUUCUCCUUGUAGUUUUCACGCUCUUGGUUUUACUGCCAUUGCCAAUCAUCGUUCGCACCAAGGCAGAACACUGCAAUGAUUCUAACCACUGGGGACAGGCCUGUGAGGACUGAAGUAGCAGUCUUACAUGUGAUUUGCUGAAUGUCCCAGAAUCCCAGCUGUACAAGUAGGUCAUGUCAGCUUGUCAAGAUAUGCUGCCCCUUCCUUCUCAGCUGUGCCCAGAUGUUCACCUAGAGCCACAGCAUCAGGAAGCAGAAUGUGCCUAUACACUCUUUGUCAUUGCCAUAUUUUGGCUUACAGAAGCUUUGCCUCUGUCAAUAACAGCUUUACUGCCUGGUUUAAUGUUUCCACUUUUUGGGAUCAUGACUUCUAAGAAGGUGGCAUCUGCUUAUUUCAAAGAUUUUCAUCUACUGUUAAUUGGAGUCAUCUGUUUAGCAACAUCAAUAGAAAAAUGGAAUUUGCACAAAAGGAUUGCCCUGAGAAUGGUGAUGACAGUGGGUGUGAACCCAGCAUGGCUGACAUUGGGGUUCAUGAGCAGUACCGCCUUUUUAUCCAUGUGGCUUAGCAACACCUCCACGGCUGCCAUGGUGAUGCCCAUUGUUGAGGCUGUGGCACAGCAGAUCAUCAGCGCCGAAGCCGAGGUCGAGGCCACUCAGAUGACUCGUAUCAGUGGAUCAGUCAACCAUGGACUGGAAAUUGAUGAAGUGGUUGAAACAAAUGAGAAGAAAGAGAAACCAAUACCAGUUCCAGGAUACAGUAAUGAUGCAGGAAAAAUUUCAAGCAAGACAGAGCUGGAAAAGAACUCAGGCGGGGGAACCAAGUAUCGAACAGAGAGGGACCACAUGAUGUGUAAACUUAUGUGCUUGUGUAUUGCUUACUCUUCUACCAUUGGAGGAUUGACAACCAUCACUGGCACUUCUACCAACUUGAUCUUCGCUGAGCAUUUCAAUAUGCGCUACCCUGACUGUCAUUGCAUUAACUUUGGAUCAUGGUUUAUGCUUUCCUUCCCGGCUGCUAUUAUUAUUCUGUUAUUGUCCUGGAUCUGGCUUCAGUGGCUUUUCCUAGGAUUCAAUUUUAAGGAGAUGUUCAAAUGUGGCAAGACCAAAACCGCCAAACAAAAAGCUUGUGCUGAGGUGAUUAAACAAGAAUACCAAAAACUUGGGCCACUGAGGUAUCAGGAAAUUGUGACCUUGGUGCUCUUCAUUGUAAUGGCUCUACUGUGGUUUAGCCGAGAUCCUGGGUUUAUUUCUGGUUGGUCUGCACUUUUUCCCAAGUAUCCUGGUUUUGCUACAGAUUCAACUGUUGCCUUACUUAUAGGAAUCCUAUUCUUUCUUAUCCCAGCUAAGAGAUUGACUAAAACUACACCUACAGGAGAAAUUGUUGCUUUUGAUUACUCACCACUGAUUACUUGGAAAGAAUUCCAGUCAUUCAUGCCCUGGGAUAUAGCCAUUCUUGUUGGUGGAGGGUUUGCCUUGGCAGAUGGCUGUGAGGAGUCAGGACUAUCUAAGUGGAUAGGAAAUAAAUUAUCUCCUCUAGGCUCCUUACCAGUAUGGCUAGUCAUUUUGAUAUCUUCUUUGCUUGUCACAUCUUUAACAGAGGUAGCCAGCAAUCCAGCUACCAUUACCCUUCUUCUCCCUAUAUUAUCUCCAUUGGCUGAAGCCAUUCAAGUGAACCCUCUUUAUAUUUUGUUACCUUCUACUCUGUGUACUUCAUUUGCAUUCCUCCUUCCAGUAGCAAACCCGCCCAAUGCUAUUGUUUUUUCCUAUGGCCAUCUAAAAGUUAUUGAUAUGGUUAAAGCUGGACUUGGUGUUAACAUUGUGGGUGUUGCCGUGGUGAUGCUGGGCAUGUCCACCUGGAUUGGGGCUAUGUUUGACCUCUCUACUUAUCCUUCCUGGGCUCCUCCACCAGUCAGUAAUGAGACUAUGCCAUGACAAGCAUGAAUCCCAUGACUGACUGUCGUAUGGUGAGUUUUGAGAACCAUUGAGAAUUCACUGCAGACCUGGUACUGGAAAAUUGAUGACACAUCUAAGUUUGUCGUUACGUCACUGCUGUGGUUCCAGGAAACACCCAAAACCUGAUGUCAUAACCCAGAGUUCACAAUCCCCUUGAGAUGCAACCAAAGAGCAUCUACAUGUCUUUACCAAGAAGCCCACAGCUGAGAUUUUGCUCAUGGACCAUAUGCAUCCUGCUUCAACAUAAGAGUAAUCUAUUACAUGACCUUCAAAGAGAUUAGGUGAUUUGCUUCACUUUACAGUUUGGGUUUGGUGUAGCAUUUCAAACAUCAAUUUAUUAUUUUAGAAACUUCCCAUAGAACUAGGAAAUAAAAUAUACCGUUUAAUUAGGUACUUGGAUAAAUCAUUUCUGUAGUGUUGUUGAAGGGAAUUUGUUGAAAAACCCAAAACUAUGGCCAGCUGAUGGUGCAGAAAAAGGUUUAAUCUGAUUGAAAUAUGCAUUCUCUCAUUUUAAAAAGUACCAGAUUAUUCUUGAUGUAUGCAUAUAGUAUGAAAAUUGAAAUUGAAUUAGUAGUUUCAAAAUUAUAGUUGAAUCCACUAAACAAUAGAAAACUCAAGGAUAAGGAUUAAUUUCUACUUGGCCCUAUGUUAGAUUAAUAUAAUUCACAUCUUUAAUAUCUCAAUGCACUAAGAAAUGUAUUUUGUAGAGCUGUGAAUAAUGCUUGUUAUGAUUUGCACCGUUAACACAGUAUAGUUAUAAAAGAAAGCUAAACACUAUAAAACAAUUAACACGUUUAUGUAUAUGUAUAACAGUUUUGCUUAAGUAUUUAUCUUACUUCAGAAAUAUAUAAAGUCAAGGACAUCCAAGUGACUCAUUUAGUUAAGCAUCUAACUCAAUUUCAACUCACGUCAUAGUCUCAGAGACGUGAGAUCGAGCCCUAUGGCAGGCUCCAUGCUGGGCCUGGAGCUUCCUUAAGAUACUCUCUCCCUCUCCCUUUACUGCUGCCCCUCCCUCAAAAAAUAAAAAAUAAAUAAAUGUAAAAAAAUUAAAAAAUAGAAAUACAUAGUGUCAUAUGUAAAAAGAGGGGAUUCAGGAAUUUAAAUGAAUUAUCACUAUGUAUAGAGACAAGGAAAGUCAUGUAGCUCCAUUAUUACCAACAUUGAAGUGAAAUAGUAGAUAGAAAAUAAGAAUAAAAAUUUACAAAAGAAAAAAUAAAUUAUUCAUGGGCAAACAAAAAGGAAAGGAAAAGAGAUCUGAACAUUCAAACAAAAGUGGGAAGAGACUAGUCUCCUAAUACUCAGGAUGUGAAGAGGAAUGAGGUCUAUUGACAUUCCAAAAUCAGACUUACAGGGAGGAAAAUGACAAUCAAAAACAAAAUAUUGCAUGUGCAGUCAGGAAAAGGAGAAGUUAAAACAUAACAAUUCUCACACUAAAAAUAAAAAGGAAGACAGAAUAAGAAAAUACCUUUGGUAUUUUUAAACUUUGC
Neogale vison (American mink) is the source of this 3450-nucleotide messenger RNA. RefSeq names its product solute carrier family 13 member 1 (gene SLC13A1). Lineage: Eukaryota; Metazoa; Chordata; Mammalia; Carnivora; Mustelidae. Gene Ontology annotation, cellular component: membrane. The record is from RefSeq and is a predicted model, not a curated record. The coding region runs from base 185 to 1942 and encodes 585 amino acids. The transcript is spliced from 16 exons. Gene Ontology annotation, biological process: monoatomic anion transmembrane transport. Gene Ontology annotation, molecular function: sodium:sulfate symporter activity.